CAACAGCAAGUGCAGUGCACUCUUCAUCUUUCUUUUACUUUUGUUAGUCAUUCGUUAGAGCAGUGCUCCGUCAUUCACUUGUAUCACUCUUUAUAACAAUAAAAAAAAUCACCAUGAAGGCUUUUAUCGCUCUAUCUCUUCUCGGCACUACCCUCGCCGCACCCACCGCCACCCUUCAGGGCCGCGAUUUUGAUCUCUCCUCGCUGACCUCCGGACUGUCAGCCCUGACUUCAGGCUCCGCCGCUAGCUCGGGCUCAUCCGAGUCCUCGGGCUCCAGCGGACUCAGUGCGCUGGCGUCACUCUUCCCGUCCAGUGGUAGCAGCAGCGGGAGCAGCACCGGUAGUAGUGACACCACCAGCAGCAGCAGCAGUGGCAGCGAUGGACUGAGCAGUCUCCUCAGCUCUUUCACCAGUGGAAGUGGCUCCAUGACCGAAAACGGCGUGACCCAACACUCGGGCUCCUGCAAGAAGCUCACCUUUAUUUUCGCCCGCGGAACCACCGAAAUGGGUAACAUGGGCAGUGUGGUUGGACCCGAAGUGGCCAGCCAGUUGGCCUCCUUGACUGGAAACCAGGUUACCGUGCAGGGUGUGAACUACCCGGCUGAUUGGGAGGGCAACAUGUCCCUCGGCUCCUCCGGCGGCCCCACCAUGGCCUCCUACGUCAAAGAAGCCCUCCAACAAUGCCCCAACACCAAGGUCGUGCUCGGCGGCUACUCCCAAGGCUCCAUGGUCGUUCACAAUGCCGCCAACUCUCUCAGCGCGGGCCAACUCUCCGGCGCCGUGCUGUUCGGUGAUCCGUUGAAGAUGACCAGCGUGGGCAAGCUGUCCUCGUCUAAGGUCAAGGAGUUCUGUGCCUCUGGUGACCCGGUCUGCGAGAACGGCAUGAACGUUAUGGCGCAUUUGUCGUAUGGUGCGGAUGCGAAGGAGGCCGCGCAGUUUUUGGUUCAGGCUGCGGGGAUUUCUUCUUAGUUUGGAUCUGUGUGUCCUUCAGGAGAGGAGUGGGAUUAGCAUACUCCGUACACUCCUUGGUCUUCUAGAUGUCUGUAUGGAUUUGGAUCCUAUGUGAUGGGGCUUAUGUUAUGUCUCGGGUAUAGGGUUACCCAUGAAUAUGAAAUUUUAGCUGGAC
Aspergillus ibericus CBS 121593 is the source of this 1125-nucleotide messenger RNA. RefSeq names its product carbohydrate esterase family 5 protein. The coding region runs from base 114 to 968 and encodes 284 amino acids. Gene Ontology annotation, biological process: carbohydrate catabolic process. Lineage: Eukaryota; Fungi; Ascomycota; Eurotiomycetes; Eurotiales; Aspergillaceae. Gene Ontology annotation, cellular component: extracellular region. The transcript has 3 exons. The record is from RefSeq and is a predicted model, not a curated record. Gene Ontology annotation, molecular function: cutinase activity.